AAUUCCAAUUUUCCUUAUAAAACAAGAACACUCGCUCCCGCUGUUUCUCUCAGAAAAACUAAAAAUGGGAGGUGGCGAAGCAGCUGAGGCAGACACCGGAAUCCGGCGAAGAGGCUGUUCUUGUACGAAGAACGAUUUUCUUCCAGAAGAAUCAUUUCAAAGCUGGGGAAAUUACAUGAAAGCUCUUAGCGAAACUCCAAUGCGAUUCAAGGAUCGGUUAUUGACCAGAUCCAUGGACUCCACGGAGCUGCAUGAAAUAAAGGCUCGAAGCGAGCAUGAUAUGAAGAAGGACCUUACUUGGUGGGACUUAAUCUGGUUUGGCAUAGGGGUUGUAAUCGGGUCAGGUAUAUUUGUUCUAACCGGACUUGAGGCACGUGACCACGCCGGACCUGCUAUUCUGUUAUCUUAUGUGAUUUCGGGUGUUUCUGCUAUGCUCUCUGUGUUUUGCUAUACUGAGUUUGCAGUGGAAAUUCCAGUUGCAGGUGGAUCAUUCGCUUACCUAAGAGUAGAGCUAGGUGACUUUGUAGCCUUCAUUGCCGCCGGAAACAUCCGAAACAUCCUCCUAAGCUUGAUCCUGACGCUGCAUUUUCCUGUGGCAUUUGAAUAUGUGGGGUUGAGUUGGGGGCAUAAAUAUAUAGCUCGCUCUUGGUGCCUUAACAGGUAUCGACCUACUGCUUUCUUGUCGGAGCUGUUGGUCCAAGCUCGAACACCAGUAAAUGCUACUAUUGUGAUGAUUACAGCAACCGCCAUUGUUGCUUUCUUUACUAAAAUGGAUAUUUUAGCUAAUCUUCUCUCUAUUUCUACCUUGUUUAUUUUCACUCUGGUGGCUGUUGCUCUUCUUGUUCGUCGUUACUAUGUUACUGGAGUCACUGCGCCUGUAAAUCGAGUUAAGCUAGUGGUAUGUAUAUUAUUAAUUCUUGCUUCUUCUAUUGCUACUGCUAUUAUCUGGGCUGAAAAUGGAGAUGGUUGGAUUGGAUAUGUUAUUACUAUACCCAUUUGGUUUUUGGCUACUUUAGGGCUUAAGAUUUUUGUUCCACAAGCCAAGGAUCCAAAACUAUGGGGUGUUCCAUUUGUGCCAUGGUUGCCUUCUGCUUCAAUUCUUAUUAAUAUUUUUCUUCUAGGGUCUAUAGACGGUUUGUCGUUUGCUAGGUUUGGUGUAUGGACUGGCGUUUUGUUGAUAUAUUAUUUGUUAUUUGGAUUACAUGCCUCUUAUGACAUUGCUAAGGAGUCAGGAGAGAAUAGGGUUGCAGAUGGGUGGAAGAAAAUGGAAGAAGGUGUUGUUGUGUCUUCACAGUCUGCUGUUGGAGAUGUUAAGGGUUUUACUAAUGAUUCUAUAAAUCCUAGCCAGUAAGGAAUUAUUUUUUAUAUAUUAUGAUUGUUUGUAUAUUUUUUUUUUCACUUUUGCCAAUGUAGUUUGUGUUAAUAAAUGAAAAUAUGAAAUAUAAGUUAAUUUA
This is a messenger RNA of Jatropha curcas, 1454 nucleotides long. The record is from RefSeq and is a predicted model, not a curated record. Lineage: Eukaryota; Viridiplantae; Streptophyta; Magnoliopsida; Malpighiales; Euphorbiaceae.